Messenger RNA from Mercenaria mercenaria, 2517 nucleotides. Its product is annotated as fatty acid hydroxylase domain-containing protein 2-like. The transcript has 8 exons. Bases 919 to 1743 code for a protein of 274 amino acids. Gene Ontology annotation, biological process: sterol biosynthetic process. The record is from RefSeq and is a predicted model, not a curated record. Gene Ontology annotation, molecular function: C-4 methylsterol oxidase activity; iron ion binding. NCBI's taxonomy places the organism in Eukaryota, Metazoa, Mollusca, Bivalvia, Venerida, Veneridae.
UAUGGUGCUACAGGACCAAAUAGACGCUGUAUAUAAACGUAAGAAUAACAGCAGGGCUUUUCCUCAGGAAAUUUGGUAGUCUAAAUAAUGAGACCUCGGGUAGACCGAUUUUACAUUCUGAUAUUUUACGUUGUCUACCUAGGAGGGGAUAUCGACCAGUCAAAAAAAAAAUAUAACGAUAUUCAACGCUUGAGCACAUUUAUUUGGACUAGAAAUUGGGAAGAUGCCUUGGCAUUUCAAAUUUGGAAAUUUAUGCACGAUAAUUGUCCAUUUCGGGAAAAAAAAUCAACCAGAAGUAAACGCCUAAAGACAAAUUUAUCUCCCCUGAAACACAGGCUAAAAUCCAGUCCAUAAAACAUAACGGAUUAGACUGGAAAUGUGUCACACCUGGUUCUGUGCGCUGUUAGGCUAUAGUGCGACAAAAAAUUGAUACCAGACAACCGCUUCCUCUGGAAAUAGAAAUCUACUAAAAUGUAAACAAAAUGUUAACCAUCUGUUAAACUGGCAUGAUUUUGGGAAAACUUACCUUGCAUUUUGGGAAAUAUCUCUGCCACAGUUGGGAAAAAAUAGUAUAUUUUUGGAUUGGAAAGUGGCCUAUAUAGGCCUCUGUUAUAUAAGGAUGAAAAGCCUUGACGAACGCUCGUUACUUGAAACGGUAAGAUAUCAGCCAGUCAGAAUGAACAACUAGAGGAAGCUACUGACAGUCAUUAUAAAAGUCGAUUGUGAAGGAAGUUCUACAACUUAUAUUAAUCACUCUCAACACCUCAUUCCUGAUGGAAUUCAUCGCCACGAGGGUAUGAGAGAAGAGGCCAAAUUCCCUUUUAACCCUAUUGGUACAUUGUGCGUAGAAAGGUUAUGUCAGUAAUAGUAUAGACAGAGACAAAUAGACGGUACUAUUUGGAUAAAAUGUGACAUAUCAUGGAUAGAGAAGCUGUUCCAUUUCUUACAACCGAUAUUAAGGCACGAUGGAAGGAUGUUUCAUUAGAGGAAGGAUUUAGCACAUUUGUGGCAUUAAAUGUUGUGUUCUUUGGCUCAUACGGCAUUGCAAGUCUGCUCUUCCUGUACACAGAUCUUUAUGGACUACCAAAAUGGAUGCUGAAGUACAAAACCCAGCCGGGUAAAAAUCAACCGGUAGAUAGAGGCAAUUUAAAGAAGUUACUAAAUCAGCUAACAGUGAAUUAUCUCGUUGUUGGCAUUCCAUAUGGUGUUUUACAUUACAUUCUUCACAAGCUAAGGGGUAGCGACCUGUCGUACAACUUCCCCACCGCUAUGGAGUUUAUCAUUCAUUUUACUGCCUGUGUGAUAAUGGAGGAGAUAACCUUCUACUACUCGCACAGACUGCUGCAUACAAGUUAUCUGUACAAGAAAGUUCACAAACAACACCAUGAAUGGACGGCGCCAAUUGGCAUUGGGGCUACUUACGCACAUCCGAUAGAAUUCGCUUUCGGUAAUAUUUGGACCCUGGCCUCCGGCCCUUUGGUAAUGGGCUCGUGCCAAGUGACAACAUUUGUCUGGAUCGCCCUAGCUUCCAUAGUAACUGUCAUUCAUCACAGCGGUUACCAUCUCCCACUUCUACCAUCACCGGAAUUUCACGACUAUCAUCAUUUAAAGUUUGUAGGUAACUAUGGUAUACUGAGUGUCAUGGACAGAUUGCACGGCACUAUGAAUCCACAGUUCUUGAAAAGUAAACAGUACCAGAGACAUCACAUCAUAUUUUCCUCCUCUGAAAUGAAGUCAGCGUGAUAGUGAACCAUAAACAAGAGAACAGUAGAAUUAUUUAAGAAAUGAUAUACACUAAACAAUGAUUUUGCUGUUGAAUGAAGUCAUAGUUUGGAUGUGGAUGCGAAGGAAUUAUACAACGCAUGGACUACAAACAGUGCUUUAAUUCAAGACAAAUUAUUCCGAUUCUAAUACGAUAUCAAGGAUUACAAUCUACGUCCUUGAUGGCAUCCACCAAAUAUUUGCCUGUUUUGUCAUACUCAUUUUCAUUUCGCUGCUAUGGCGUUUUAUGAUUUGACUUAAUAAUUGUGACAUAGCAUUAGUGACUUUGUUUGUUUGCAUAUUCACGACACAGGUUUAUACGCAAACGGAUUGGGUUAUAUUGCAAUUUUAAUCAUUAAUAAAUUUUGUUUUGAUCGUUUCAUUUUGCUGACAAGUGCGACAAGGUUGGUUGCUUUCCAGUGAGAAUUUAAGUUAAUUUUCAUGAACAUUUACGAUGCUUUCAAUGUUUCGUACAGACUGCAAAUAGAAUUAACUGCAUCCGAUAGAUUCAGAUCAAAUUCUUAAUCCCAAUACCAAAAAUCGCAGCCACACAGCUUUUUCCGACAUCUACAGUUUUUCAACAUGUUGUGUCAUUUUGAAUCGAUUGUAUAUAUUGGUAUUAGUAAUCUUGAGGGCCUCUUGCAGGUUGACCUGUUGUUUAAACAAGUUCUCUGUUAAAUUAAGUAUUAACUUACUGAGUGAUAAGCCAUUCAACUUACGUAUUUUAUUACAUCAGAAAUAAAUUUUUAUUAUUUA